AGCUUCCUCUUCCUGUUACUGUCAUAUAUAUGCGCGGGUAGAUUCGUCACGAAAUUCAGUCAUUACAAAGCGACUAGGACAGCGUUAACCAAUGAAGUUUAUACAACAUAGCACAAUGAGAAGAGUAUUCGUCUUUCUUAUUGUUUUAUUUAAUUUGUUUUACAGGACAGAAAGUCAGAAUUCUAGUGCUCUUACUACUCCUAGUUUAGUGCCACGGAUACCGUUCCCUCCAACAACGAGAUUUGAAUCAGCUAAUCUAUCAUCUACAGAUAUUAUUACCCAUCUUCAAGUUUCGACUGAUGCUCUAUCAGGGCCUGCUAUCACAAGAGUUCCAACGACAAGUACUGAUGCUCUUCCAACUGGGCCUGCCAUCACAAGAGUUCCAACGACAAGUACUGAUCAUGCUCUCCCAACUGGGCCUGCCAUCACAAGAGUACGUCCAACGACAAGUACUGAUGCUCUCCCAAGGACCGCCAUCGUAAGAUUUCCAACGCCAAGUGCGGCAAGUAGAUCCACUCCAUCCAGUACAUCUCUGCCUAAAAAUAACAAUACAAAAGGUGAGCAAUUGUGGCAGGGUAAGAUAAUUUUUACCAUGACAUCUUGGUGUAACAUGAUCUUUGCCAGCAGUAUCCGUUGUGACUUGUGACAACGGCAUUCAUGAAAACUAGGUUUAAAUAGAUUUGUUAUGUAUAUGUAAACUAGAUAGAUAUGUAAAAUACCCUACCGGUAUAUAGGUAUUUUUAUUAAUUGUGGGAAUGUUAACUUUUCUUAUAGUUGACAAGUUGUAAUACCCCCAAUCCACCGCGUUUAGAUAAAGACAGACGACUGACUGUACUUAUUAGAUUCACUCAUACUCUAUGACCGGCUAUAGUCAAGUUAUAUAAUAAUUGGUCGAGAGCCAUGAUCAUUGGUCGAGAACCAUGAUCUAUUAGAGGACAGACGCACGGAAUUGCGUCAUAUAUAAGUUUUUAAUGUCGAAAAUAUUUCAAAAUUCGACAGGAUUUAUAUAAAUUGAAUGAAUUCAUGCAAUUAAAUCUAUAAACAUCAAUAAAUACCUUCGAUAAACGUGCAAAAACCACUCACAAAAGCUAGCAACUCGGCAAAUCUCAAUUCAGUCAUUCAGAUGCGACUUCAAAAUCCAAUCGGCAAUCCGGUCUUCGAAAACAAAUACUUUUUCGGUCAUUUGACCCUGUCAAUGUCUCGUUUUCAAAGCUGGUUUCUUCACUUUGUGCAACAUAGGUAAUGUUUAAGUGCUUUUCAAUUGCGAUAGUCGCUCAAAACAAAAUAAUUGCCUUUUUAUCACACGUUUUUAUUCCUUUAAAACAAUGUUUUUUUCACUGUUUUGAUAAAUUUUAGUUUUUCCUUAGUUAUUACCGUCUAGCGCAUUCUAAGCUUAGCCAAUCGAAAUUCAGGACGUGAUUUAAGCGAGCCAAUAGCAUUUCGUUAUUUGCAUAGAUCAUGCACGCGUGAUAUUUUCAAAAUUUCGACUUAAUCCAAAUGUUUGGGGGAAUAAAAAUAAACUGUUUAAUUCGGCAAUUUUUUCAAUUUUAUUAUAACAAAUAGAUUACAUUUUCCCGUUGUCUGUUCAGUUAUAGAUACACAGUAUGACGUCAUAUGUGGUGAGAACAAAAAGUGACCACUCGCCUAGGCGGCUCGUGACACUUUUUUUGUUCUUACCACAUAUGACGUCAUACUGUGUAUCUAUAACUGAACAGAUAACGGGAAAAUGUAACCUAUUUGUUAAAUAUGAUAUUCUGGAUACUAAACAAAUAAGUCAUUGUAUUAUGUUUAUGUUAAUAUUUGUGCACGAUCAUGGCGAUUGAGAUCAUUGUAUUUUUGUGAAAACAAGUAAUCGUCCAAUGGCGAUAGCCAAGGUGAAACGUGAAACCAGGCACAGUUGAACAUCAAAUUAACAAAUUAAGGUCUUCUAUAGCCUCCUCCGCAGGCAUCUCACCCGAUGAAUUGGGUGGUGGGAAAAAGUUUGUUUUUUCAAAACCCAUUCGCAGGCUAAAACCCAUAGAGAGGCCUGCGGAGGAGGCUAGGUCUUCUAUUUUCUGGCUUUGAAUCUUUGAUGUUUCCCGGGCUGACAGACCAUCAUAGACAUAAUAUCAAGACACGCUACGAUUCACUUUAUACAAAACAGCUGUAGAUUGUGAUAUGAUUCUAUAGCGAUAAAUAUAUUACUCCCGUAGGGACCACUUUAACUUAACAGGCACAAAUGCGAUAUACAGGGUGUCGAGGGUACCUAUUUAUCAAGCCAGGAUUCGAGCCAGGACUCCACUCAGGACUCGAGCCAAAAAUGACGUCAGGUGAUUUUGACGGGUGGAAAUUUACCGACAGUGGACACAGCGUUCUCACUUUUAAUUAAUUAAGGAACUUUCCUUAAACUGGGGGAAAUUUAGACUAUAUUCGUUCACCAACAAUGCGAAAUGUUAAUUUAAAGAAAUUUAACUGAAUCUGAGGAAUUGUUUAUCGAUAACCUAAGGAAUGUUUGGCAAAUGGGUAGUGAGAGAAUCAAUUUCCCCAUAUACAAAUUUAUGACACUGAACAUUAGUAAAAUGUUCAAAACAGUUUUGUUGUGUAAUCUUUGAUGUUAUUUAUAUACUCGCAAGUUGUGAUCUACACAAGACCAUACACAGUACUACGCUUUCUACUUGGCACGUUUGAGUAGCUGAGGAGAUUGCAAAUAUUUGCACUGAUAACAUGACCGUGUUGUCAAAACGUUCUUAGUCGGGGACUCAGUUGUCUCAGCAUAAUUAUAAAGCAUGUAGGCAAUGGCUUUAUAUUCUAGUAAACACGAGUCAUAUAAUAUUUAGCCUGUUAUUCCAUUUUUACCGUAUGGUAGCGAAACGUAUCAUAUUUAUUUGUUCCAAGAGCAUUAUAGAGAAAAACUAAUAUGACUUAAUUAUAAACACAAAGAAGGAAAUUUCUAUAACAUUUUCUAUUCAGUACAAAUGCGGUAUACUUGGUAACCAGGCCAGGGACCACUUUUUUGAAACCAGGGACCAUUUUACUGAAAUCUGAUAGGCUCUCGCGCUGAAGCGUUCGGCACAUGCAGCACACCAGGCAUAAAACUUAUUUAAUAAAUUUAUCAAAGCAACGUACUUAUGUCAAGCUUUGAUGCACUUGUGGGUCCAACCUGUAUAUUUUAGAGCAAUCUCGAUAACUUUGGUCAGUAAAGGCAUUAACACAACAUCUUUUAUCCAUGGUGGAUCAAUCAAAGUAUAUUUUCGCAAAGUAUCAUAAUAAAUUUGUGAAACCAGAAGAGUGUUAAAAAUUCAGUAUAAUUAUAUCUAAUCGUAAUUUACAACUGUAGCACUGAGUUCAAAAUGUAAACAAUUCAGCGUUUGUUUACAUUGCGGACUUUACAGCAUCUUUAAACAACACUAGAUAAUGAAGCUUAAUGAAUAAUGAGGUUUAUCAUCUCAAUUAUCUAUUGUUUGAAUUGCAUUCGACGCGACCAAAAUUCGACGUAUAAAACAGACCUCAAGAACCAAACACCGAAACCUGAAGUCGCAGCGGCACACAGUGUGCGGGAACGUCUGAUUGGUUGAUGGAUUUCAGUGGGUUCACUGAUCAGUGAUCAUUGCUAUUAUGAGUUGGUAAUAAAGAUGAGUUAAGAGAUUUGUGAGAGCGUUUUAAUUGUAAGUAAAUUGUAGGAAUGUCAGUGUGACGGUUAAAUGUUUGUUUGCGGCUUCUUUAAGGGGCGGACCAUUAGAAAUCCCGGGAGGGGGGGGGGGUAUAAAAUUUUUGCGGCACGAAUUUUUUUUUCAGUCUCAUGUCUCUGCAGGAUUUUUUUUAAUGCAUUCAAGCUCUGCACGAAUUUUUUUUCAAGACUAUUUGUACUUUGCUGUUUGCCUUGCACAAAUUUUUUUUCCCUGAUGUAAUGGCUGCAUUUCUAAUGGUCCGCCCCUAACUCAAAGGCGUGUUUUGUCGUAGCUUGUCUGAUAGGCUUUUCAUUUGAGACGAGUCAAAUUUAAUAUGUUCAAUAUAUAAUAAUGAUUUCCUUUUCCCGUGUUUUAUCCCUUUUAGGGCUUUUAUCGUAGUUUGUCCUAGUCAUGUCGUGCAUGAAAACACUUUUCAACAGAAUUCACACACACUGGAUGUAAUGAUGAUCAAACAAGACGAACGCAUGUAUUUAUUUUUUACUUACCACAAAAUAAUACUAUAUCAAUCAUACUGAAUAAUAACUAAAUAAUACUAUAUCUAUAAUACUGAUCAAUCAAACAAGACAAUCAAACAAUCUAUUUUCCACAAAAAUGCAACAUGAGCUCCAUCUUUGAAUUACUAGAUGAAUAAAUUGUUGAACACGUCCGAAUUUAUCAAUAUGAUAAAUUCGCGGCACAUUUUGAAAUUAUUAAUAGAAUAAAUAAAAAAAGCACAAGGUUGUUCGCGCCGGGCUGGGGAGGUUUCAAAAAAGUUUAAACUGAAAGUAAAAAAAGUUAACAAAAGCAAAAAAAGUUUAAAAAAGUUAGAUUCUGAAAAAAAGUUUAAAAAAGUUAGAUUAGGGUUAGGGGUUAAUUAGGGGUUAGGGUUAAGGUUAGGAGUUAGUUUAGGGGUUAUUUAAUUUGCUUUACAUGACAGAAAGUCAGCAUUCUAGUGCUCUUACUACUCCUAGUUUAGUGCCACGCAGUGGCGUAGCCAGCCCGACAAUUUAGUCCCGCUAUGCAAAUUCAAAUUGUAUCUGUAUUCCUUGCUAUAUGUCCAUCAUUAAUCAGGUCAGAGACAGGGAUUUUUUACACAUAACCAAACUAUUGGAAAAAUUCCAGUAAUAUUAUAUUGAAAACAUAUUUUAAACGCGUCAUUUUUAGCCAGAGAGGAGGUAUAUAACAGUAUAAUAAUGUAUUAUGUGUAAUGUGUAAUGUGCUGGUGAUUAUUAACAGUUUUCACGUUUUCUUGCAGGAUCCAUCAGGACAGAAGUACCGGCUAAUUCGCCCUGCUGGACAUUUUACAAUGAAAGUUAUCUCCCACAAGGCAACAUGGAGAUCGCCCAUUUUCAAAUGCACCAACUGUAUCCCUUAGUGUACACAUAUUGCUCUGCAAGUCUCCUACCAUUGAUGUGUUCUGUGUAUGUGCCGAAGUUCGAUCCAGCGACAGAGACCAAUUUACAACCAUGCGCGGAUUUAUGUGACCAGGUUGCCAAUGAUUGCCAUUAUGCAGCAAGUAAAUUGAAUUUCCGAAUUACAACAUUAUUGAACAGAUGUCGUGUGGAUAAUGCUCAAUGUUUCCGUGAGUACAUAGUUGCAUAGAUUCAGAAAUCUGAGUUUGAGAAAGAUGGGGUAUAGGUGCAUGGAAGAGUUUAAAACAUAAUCACCCCAAAUUGUGGGUACAUUAAAAAGCUGCAAAAGUGUGAUCAGCUGUUUAUCUGAUGACCAAAUACUGUACACUCUGAGGUAUUUAAUAUAAAAAUAAUCCGUUUUUAUCACACCGUACAUGUCCAUUCCUUAUGAUGUAUCACGACAAAAAAUCUCGUAAACCUCGAAAAAACCCCGAAAAUCCCUAAAUAAUUCCUGAAAAUCCGUAAGACGUCGCUACGAAAUCCCAAAAAUUAUAAGCUUUUAAUUAAGAUUCAUCACUAUAUGAACAGGCAUUUAUCUUUAAUAUUUCUAUAGGACCGAAUAUAUCGUCUCCAAGAAACCCAUUGAGUAAGUAUGAAUUAUUGCCAAAGCAAGAAUCUUUAAAGCAGCCAUGCAUAACGACCGUUACUAUGCUAGCCUGCGUGUAUAAAAAAAAAACUGAACAGAUUUGAAAUUGCUCUCAAUUUUGCAAAACGCCUAGUUGUAUCCGGUUUUUUAUAUAUAUAACUUCUUUGGGUACUUAUAAUGUAGAAUAAUGAAAAAAAAUUCUCGAACUCAAAUUUUGUGAACCGGGGGGGGGGGUGUCUUUUCCAACAAACUAAAAAUGGCUCGCGCACAAAAUUUAAAAGUUGUAAUCAUAUUUUGAGUUAAUAGAUGGACAAUAUAUCGGGUUUUAAUUACUGUACAAAAUUUCAGACAAUUUGGUUUAGUUUAAGCCCUUUAACUAUUCAUUUUAUUCUAAAACAUCAGCCUUUCGCAUGCUUAAUUAAUGCCUUUACCUAAUUUGCAUAUUGCUGACAUAUGCAAAUUAGGCAAAUGCAUUAAUUAAGCAUGCAAAUAGCUGAUUUUUCGGGAAAAUUGUAACUUUGCGUGAAUAGUUAAGGGCUUAAACUAAACCAAAUUGUCUGAAAUUUUGUACAGUAAUUAAAAUCCCGACAAAUUUUCCAUCUGUCAACUCAAAAUAUGAUUGCAGCUUUUAAAUUUUGUGCGCGAGCCAUUUUUAGUUUGUUGGAAAAGACACACCCCCUGGUUCACAGAAUUUGAGUUCGAGAAAUUUUUCUCAUUAUUCUACAUUAUAAGUACCCAAAGAGGCCAUAUAUAUAAAAAAACGGAUACA
This is a messenger RNA of Paramuricea clavata, 6414 nucleotides long. The record is from the annotation of a GenBank genome assembly. Lineage: Eukaryota; Metazoa; Cnidaria; Anthozoa; Malacalcyonacea; Plexauridae.